AUGAACGUGACGUCGUCGGGGUCGCUGUUUCGAUCGCCGGACGACAGCGGCGUCGCCAAGCCGCUAGGCUCGGAAAUCUCCCCCAUCUUCGCCUCGACAGGUCUGGCCACACCUGGUAGUAAUGGCUCUGGCGCAGGCUCGGGAGCGGGCGGCUCGGCGACGCGGAAAAUGUUCACCCGCGCAUUUUCCGUGCGCGAGCGGCCAUCUGCCGUGUCGGGGGGGGACGGCGGCGGGAACAGCGCCGGAAGCGGCGGCGGAGGCGGAGGGGGUUUCCUAGACGCGUGCGGGUUCAGUCCUGUGUUACUGCGCGCAAGGAAUGCGGGGAGAGUCGGGCCUGUGGGGGAACACGAAGGGGAGGGGGCGGGUGACACACCCGUCAUGGGGCUCGGUGGGGGAAACGGGGGGAAUGGGGGGAACGGCGGAGUGAACGGAGGGGGAAACGGGGGAAACGGAGGGCGCGACGGAGGCAAUGGCGGGGGGAAGGUGGGCGGAGUGGCAGUGUGGGCAGCACCGAGUGGAAUUGGAAACGACAAUGCCGCGUUCCCUGUAAUCACCGAAGCUCAGCAACAGCACAUGCCACAGGGGCCGCUUGUGGCAUCCUCGCCGCUACAUCCGCCGCGCCAGCCGGCCUCAGAACGCCACUCGGGACCGCUGCAACAAGGCACGGUCCAGUCAUCAGAUUCGGCCGCGGACGUGGCGCCGAAAGGACCAUCGCAGCAGCAGCUGCAGCAGAGGGUAGCGGAAGAGGAGGAGGAAGGCGAGGAGCAGGAGCAGGAGCAGGAGCAGGAGCAGGAGAGGGGGCAUUGGAGCCCAUCCGGUGGCCGUAGGCUCGAGGGUGGUGCUACAGGGAAGGGAACAGCGUCUAGGAGGGUGGGGGGGCCAAGGCUCACGAAGAGCCGCUCAGAGAAGGCGCCUAGCAGUGGUGGGGGAGCGGCGAGGGGAGGGGCGCGGGGGGGAAAGAGUGGGCACGAGCGGCUGCAGGAGAUUCUGAGCAGCGUGGGCAGCGGGUGGGGCGGACUGCCUUUAACCGCAUCACUGAGUGGCGGCAGUGUUAGCUCUAGCGGCAGCGCCUUGCGUGGAGGCAGUCUGGUGGCUCGGAGCGCCACAGUGAGUGGGGUGGGACCGGCGUUGGGUGGCAUAAUGAGGCCGGCUGGUGGUUUUCCUGUGAGUGGCAGCAUGAGCAGCAUGAGUGUAAGUGUGAGUGGCAGUGCAGGAGUCAGUCCACGGGGCCAGGGCAGCGAAGGCUUUGCCUUCUCCCACCUGACCCAAGCACACACACUCUCUCUUGCAUCCCAAUCCCAAGACUCUUCUUCCAGUGAUUAUGCUAUGUCUCCGUAUGGGGGGAGUGACAGAGGGGUGCAGGCAGAGAGGGGAAGGGAGCAGGAAGGAGGAGGUGGGGUGUUGCAAAGCAGCAGGGUGCUGCUGUCGCCAGCCAAGGCAGCACAGGAGGAGAAGCUGCUGGAGAUGCUGCGAUCUACACCGCCCGUUCGCUGGGACAAGCCGGGACAGGCUGGAAACUACACCAAUCAGACCCAGAGUUAG
Closterium sp. Naga37s-1 is the source of this 1542-nucleotide messenger RNA. The record is from the annotation of a GenBank genome assembly. Lineage: Eukaryota; Viridiplantae; Streptophyta; Zygnematophyceae; Desmidiales; Closteriaceae.